CUCCUCCUGUUCCCAGUAAAGACUCCCACAGCUCCCAGUAGGUGAGUUUAGUUUAUUCUUUGCAGCAGCAGCUUCUUUUUUUUUUUUUUUCUUCUUUUUCUUUUUAAAUUCAGGAAAGAAGAGAAAGGGAGUAAAAGUCAUGGACAAAGGAGGAGAAUUAAAAAGAAGUUAGCACCAACUACAGUAAAGUCAUCUUUGGAAGAAAAAGAAAAAAGACACACGAGUCCGAAAUAAAGAAGAGUCCGGAGAGGGAAGAGGAAGAGGAUGGGGAUGGAUCUCAGCACCCUGCGGACCCUCAUCAGCAGAUAUUGUGUUGGUGAGGAGAACUGGGUCGACAGCAGGACGAUUUACAUCGGACACAAGGAGCCUCCUCCAGGAACCGAGGCCUUUAUACAGCAAAGAUACCCCGACAACAGAAUAGUCUCCUCCAAGUACACAUUUUGGAACUUCGUCCCCAAGAAUAUGUUCGAGCAGUUCAGGAGAGUCGCCAACUUCUACUUUCUCAUCAUAUUUCUGGUUCAGUUGAUCAUUGACACUCCCACCAGUCCCAUCACCAGCGGGCUGCCGCUCUUCUUCGUCAUCACAGUCACCGCCAUAAAACAAGGCUAUGAGGACUGGUUGAGACACAAAGCAGACAACUCUGUCAACCAGUGUCCCGUCCACGUGGUGCAGCACGGGAAAGUAGUCCGCAAACAAAGCCGCAAGCUCAGGGUUGGAGAUGUCGUCUUGAUGAAAGAAAAUGAGACUUUUCCCUGCGACCUCAUCCUCCUUUCCUCGUCUCGAGAUGACGGGACCUGCUUUGUUACUACAGCCAGUUUGGACGGAGAGAGCAGCCACAAGACAUACUAUGCGGUUCAGGACACUAAAGCUUACAACACAGAGAAGGAGGUGGACUCCAUCCACGCUACUAUAGAAUGUGAACAACCACAGCCGGACCUGUACAAAUUCAUUGGCCGUAUUAACGUCUACAUGGAAAAUGAGCCAAUGGCCAGGCCGUUAGGAUCAGAGAACCUGCUGCUGCGAGGAGCCACGCUCAAGAACACUGAGCACAUCUAUGCGGUUGCCAUCUACACCGGCAUGGAAACCAAGAUGGCUCUCAACUACCAGUCCAAGACUCAGAAACGGUCUGCAGUGGAAAAGUCGAUGAACGCCUACCUGGUGGUCUACCUGUGCAUCCUCAUCAGCAAGGCGUUCAUCAACACGGUGCUGAAAUAUGUGUGGCAGGCCGACCCAGACAGAGACGAGCCCUGGUACAACGAGAAGACAGACACAGAGAGACAGAGACACAUCGUGAUCAGGGCGUUCACAGACUUCCUGGCCUUCAUGGUUCUCUUCAACUACAUCAUCCCUGUCUCCAUGUACGUCACUGUGGAGAUGCAGAAGUUCCUGGGCUCCUACUUCAUCAUGUGGGACGACGAGAUGUUCGACGAGGAGCUGGGAGAGCGGGCCGUGGUCAACACGUCGGACCUGAACGAGGAGCUCGGGCAGGUGGAGUACGUGUUCACAGACAAGACAGGGACUCUGACGGAGAACAACAUGGAGUUCAUCGAGUGCUGUGUGGACGGACACGUCUAUGUACCUGAUGUUAUCUGUAACGGACAGGUGAUGCCUGGUGCAACAAGUAUGGACAUGAUUGACACAUCUCCGGGUCCCGGGGCGAGGGAGCACGAGGAGCUGUUUUUCCGGGCGCUGUGUUUGUGCCACACGGUGCAGGUAAAGGAGGAGGAGACGGUGGACGGGAUCAAACAGGGCAUCCAUCAGGGCAAGUCCACUUCCUUCUACAUCUCCUCAUCUCCGGACGAGGUGGCGCUGGUGGAGGGCAUGAAGAGACUCGGUUUCACCUAUCUAAGACUGAAAGACAGUCACAUGGAGAUCUUGAACAGGGAGGAUGAGAUUGAGAGGUUUCAGCUGCUGGAGGUUUUGACAUUCGACUCAGUCAGGCGGAGGAUGAGCGUCAUUGUGAGGUCCAGCACUGGUGAGCUCUAUCUGUUCUGUAAAGGUGCAGACUCCUCCAUCUUCCCCAGGGUUGUAUCAGGCAAGGUGGAGCAGGUCAGAGCUCGGGUGGAGCACAACGCAGUGGAGGGUCUGAGGACGCUCUGCGUUGCCUAUCGCCCUCUGAGUCCCGAGCAGUACCAGGAGGUUUGCCACCUGCUGAACGGGGCCAAGCUGGCACUACAGGACCGAGACAAACGACUGGCCGAGGCCUAUGACAUCAUCGAGAAAGACCUGAUACUGCUGGGAGCCACUGCUGUGGAGGACAGGCUCCAGGAAAAAGCCGCAGACACCAUUGAGUCCCUCCACAAGGCAGGUAUGAAGGUGUGGGUGCUGACCGGUGAUAAAAUGGAGACGGCGGCUGCAACCUGCUACGCCAGCAAGCUGUUCCGCCGCAACACCCAGAUCCUGGAGCUGACCACCAAACGCACCGAGGAGCAGAGCCUCCACGACGUCCUGUUUGACCUGAGCAGGACUGUGCUGAGGCAUCACGGAGGCAUGACCCGGGACUCCUUCUCUGGUUUAUCAGGUGACUGUACUGACUACGGUCUGAUCAUCGAUGGAGCCACCCUCUCUGCGGUGUUGAGGCCGGCCCAGGAGGACUCCAACUCAGGGAACUACAAAGAGAUCUUCCUAGAAAUCUGCCGCAACUGCAGCGCCGUGCUCUGCUGUCGAAUGGCGCCGCUCCAGAAAGCACAGAUUGUGAAGAUGAUCAAAGCCUCCAAGGAGCACCCGAUCACGCUGGCUGUUGGAGACGGAGCAAACGACGUCAGCAUGAUCCUAGAGGCCCACGUUGGCAUCGGCAUCAUGGGUAAGGAGGGUCGUCAGGCAGUGAGGAACAGCGACUACGCCAUCCCAAAGUUCAAACACCUCAAGAAAAUGCUGCUCGUCCACGGACACUAUUACUACAUACGCAUCUCUGAACUCGUGCAAUACUUCUUCUACAAGAAUGUCUGUUUCAUCUUCCCCCAGUUCCUCUACCAGUUCUUCUGUGGCUUCUCACAACAGCCGCUGUUCGAUACAGCAUACUUGACUCUGUACAACAUCAGCUUCACCUCGCUGCCCAUUCUGCUCUACAGUCUCAUUGAGCAGCACAUUAACAUGGACAUCCUGAAGAAGGACCCAUCUCUCUAUAGAGAUAUUGCUAAGAACUCGCUGCUCCGGUGGCGCAUCUUUAUAUAUUGGACGAUCCUGGGUGUGUACGACGCCAUCGUGAUGUUCUUCGGGGUCUACUUCCUGUUUGACAACACCACCUUCACCAGCAACGGACAGAUGUUUGGAAACUGGACAUUUGGGACGCUGGUCUUCACUGUGCUGGUCUUCACCGUCACAUUCAAGCUGGCUCUAGAUACUCAUUACUGGACCUGGAUCAACCAUUUUGUCAUCUGGGGCUCGCUGAUUUUCUUUGUGGUCUUCUCUUUGCUGUGGGGAGGAAUCAUCUGGCCCUUCCUCAACUACCAGAGGAUGUACUAUGUGUUCAUGCAGAUGUUGUCCAGCGGUCCGGCCUGGCUCAGCAUAAUCCUCCUGAUCACAGCCAGUCUGCUGCCAGAUGUGUUGAAGAAAGUCAUCUGGAGGGCUCUGUGGCCCACCACGACUGAACGCAUACAGAAUGCUGAUAAACUCUACAAGGGCCAGCUGUCCGAGUUCACCCCCCUGGCGUCUCUCCACGCCCCGUCCAAGGCUGGCAGCCACCGGAGAGGCUCGGGCAACCAAAGGAACGUCCCGAACCCUCGAAGGUCUGAACCCUUUAACAAGAAAACUAUGUUCACACGCUGGCAGAGAACGCCAGACUACAGCACCUUCACCCCUCUCCUCCGAUUCGCCGAUGGCUCCCGCUACGCGAAGCAGGGCCACGCCUACAGCGGGGCGGGGCCAGAGACCUCGGUCUAGUUUAUUUCUGUCUGGUGUUUUUUCUAUUCUUCUGUUCUGAUAUCAGAUACAUUAACAUCCAUUUGGAGUUUACCUCAACAAAGGAGUAAUUUAAUUAGUCCAGAUCACUGGAAAGUAAAGUUACCCUAAAAGUAACUGAAACUAAUUUAUUUAUCUACCUGGAGUCGAAUAUCUGACUAUGAUGCUAAUAGCAGUUAAUCCGUCUCUGAGGGGUUACAAUGAAAGUGACCUUUCACAACUGCUCCAAAGUCAGCAGCCAAGUAUGGCACAAAGCAUUAUGGGACGGCUCUGAGAAGGACUCCAUCUGCAGGGCCUUGCUCGCCGCCACAACGCGCUAAGGGCUCAGCGUACUGAUGUCACAACGGAAACAGACUCCAGCGCUUCGUUAAAUCACAGAAAACAUGUGCACUGGCCCUUUACACCUGCCUGCCUUCGAUAGCUGGCAGCUGAAGCGUACUUUACUCCAAUUUAAAGGAUUUAUGUGACUUUUUAAAGACGUGUUGUGAUUGUGCUGCUGAUGAAGACAGUAACAGUGCUUUAGCCAGCGCGAGCUUUCUCUGACCAAACAUUUCCUUUUUUCUUCAUUCCUUCCAUCUCUCUCUCUCUUUCUGUCUUGUUCUGCCUCGUUUCAGGACUAACUGGUGUUGCCUGUGUGCAAACAUAUUGUCCCGAAAUACUCCCUAGGACUCGCUACAACAAUUGUAAGGAGGGCUGUUAGUAGAGCAGUGACGCCUAAGUGUUGGAGAAGCGGAUCUGAGUUGGUCUUUUUCCUGUUUUAAUAGUCAGUGUAUUAUGUCUUAAAGAAAAAAAGACCAACUGUAGCUGCAGAUCCAACACUUAAGCUUUCAAACUCCCCUGUAGGUAGUCUAGUGGAAGAGAUGUGUGUUAGCUAGCAGUUGUGUCAGCGUGUGUUGCAUUCAUCCCUAAAUGAUCCCUUUCAGUCGUAUUGUCCUUAAAGCACUUUAACUGUAGACCUUCUUCCUAAAUGUGUCUGUUAUGGCUUAGAAUUGGUAGUAAUGGCUGACUGUUCCUCAACGCCUUAAUGUCAACUUGUAAAUACAACAUUAUCUUCCACAGAGACCUUUUACCAAAGAAACAAAAAUACAAUAUGGCGCCCUUUAGACAUGGACUGAUGGAUUUACUGUAGUGCUAGGUGAAGAGUGUGAUCCAUUGGUCAAUGUACACACUCUUGGUUCUGAAAAACACUAAAUGAAAGUGGCCAGGAGAAUGAAUAUGAAAGUUAGUUCACGUCCUUAAGGAAACUUUAAAAAUACAGCUCUCUAAAUUUGAUGGUAAAAACAUGGGGUGCAUGUCUUGUCACGCUUUGAGAGCUUUAUUUUUUUAUUUCAUACUAUUUUACCUUACUAGCCUUCACUUUCCUCAAAUGCACCUUAAAAAUUAACAUGCAAAACGCGUCCUUAUUAAAUGAAUGCACAGUUUUUCUGAGAUUUGUUCAUUUGAAAUACAGACAUUUGUUGAUGAGAACACAGUAUGAACUCUGGUUAGCUUAGCUUAGCAUAAAGCCUGGAAACGGGAGGAAACAACUCGCUCUGGCUUCCUAUUUACUGAACAUACGUGAUAGUUGUAUUGAUCUUCUUAUCUGAUUGUUUGAUGGAAAGCAAAUAAGCAUAUUUCCCAAACUAUGUAUAGAGGUAGAUACAGAUAAGAUGGAAAAUUGAACUUUCUUCAUCCAAAGAGUGCAUAAAUAUCUACAAGAGUCUAAUGAGAUGAUCUACCUUGAAAAGGAUCUGCUCCAAAUUUUGUCUCACACUUUCCCGCCUCAACAUUUAACGUCUCUGUUUUUCUUUCUAGCUGUCUCUCUCUCUCUCUUUCGGUCUCUCUCUCAUAUUCUCCCUGUGGUGAAGUGAUGCUGAUGUGGGAGUUAUCCUACCUCUGUGAGAGCCGCCUCCACCCGCCUGACCAUCCUCUCCUGUGUCCCCCCCCUCUGAAUCUUCUCGGCCAUCCAUCUGUCCAUCUAUCAUUGUGAGACGGAGCAGAAACGAUGUUUUCUACUCUGCGUUUCAUAGUACUUCUCUGAACCAAAGCCUUGUUGCUGCUAUAGAUACUUUUAGCUGCUUUACAUUAGGUGCCUUGUGGUAGUUUCUCGCUCUCUGCUGAACUGUCUUUGCUCGCUUUAUGGUAAAUUAAUGACAAAUAAGAGGCAUUUGGAUCGUACAAACACACCGCAGAUGAUGGAUGAACGGAUGCAUGACUGAGGAGUGACUGGGAGAAUGGAUACGGGAGUGUAAUGUGUUAUGAAAAUCAGUUUUACGCAGGUUAUACUGUCCAAGAAGACUCAUUGAGAACAAAUAAGGAACUGAAAAUACGACCAAU
Anoplopoma fimbria (sablefish) is the source of this 6216-nucleotide messenger RNA. RefSeq names its product ATPase phospholipid transporting 11A (gene atp11a). The transcript has 30 exons. The record is from RefSeq and is a predicted model, not a curated record. Bases 265 to 3882 code for a protein of 1205 amino acids. Gene Ontology annotation, biological process: phospholipid translocation. Gene Ontology annotation, molecular function: ATPase-coupled intramembrane lipid carrier activity; ATP hydrolysis activity; ATP binding. NCBI's taxonomy places the organism in Eukaryota, Metazoa, Chordata, Actinopteri, Perciformes, Anoplopomatidae. Gene Ontology annotation, cellular component: plasma membrane; recycling endosome; endoplasmic reticulum.